CUCACUUUCACCUCAACUCAUUGCUGUACUCAUAUCCGCACACUGACACGCUGUACAUCAUGGACAACGGCUACAACAACUACAGCAGCACCUACUCCGGCGGCGGUGGUAGCGGCGGUGGCUUCAUGCCCGGCGAGAUGAACAGCCCAUCAGGGGGAAAGUCCGACUACACAAACGCCACCCUCCGCCCCAUAACCAUCAAACAAGCCCUCGACGCCAUCCAACCCUACCCGGAAGCACCCUACCAAAUCGACUCCGCGGAAGUCGCCUCCGUGACCUUCAUCGGCCAAGUCCGCAACAUCUCCUCCCAAAGCACCAACAUCACAUACAAACUCGACGACGGCACCGGCGAAAUCGAAGCCAAACAAUGGAUUGAUUCCAUGACGGCCGAUUCCAUGGACACGGAUGACCCCAACACCAAUUCCACCUCCAAUAACAAAAACAAGAACCAAAUCGAACUCAACGGCUACGCACGAGUCUUCGGAAAACUCAAAUCAUUCGGCAAUAAACGUUUCGUGGGCGCGCAUUGCGUCCGCCCCGUUCGGGAUAUUAAUGAGUUGCAUUGUCAUUUGCUCGAGGCGUCGGCCGUGCAUUUGUUCUUUACUCGGGGGCCGAGUACGGCAUCUUCUGGUGGUGCUGGUGCUGAGGGGGCAGGGGGUAUGAAGGGUGGAGAUUCAGCGAUGGGUGGUGUCAGUGCAGGGGAUGAUUACGGUGCCGGAAAGGGUCUACCGGCGAUGAGCCCCGUCGCGAAGAGAGUGUAUCAUCUCCUGAAGACGGAACCGCAGAGUAAUGAGGGGUUGCAUGCGCAGUUGAUUGCGGCGAAGUUGAGUUUGCCCAUGCCGGAUGUCGCGAGGGCGGGGGAUGAGUUGCUGACGGCGGGGGUGAUCUUUUCCACGGUGGAUGAGCAUACGUGGGCGAUUUUGGAGUUUUAAGUUAUUUAUGGUGUGGUGGGGGGAUUAAUGGGGGAAAAUUCAUAAAUUCAUGGUAGGUAACUAGUUCGUAUGAUAUCAUUUCAUUGAUCG
Molecule: messenger RNA, 1022 nt
Organism: Aspergillus ibericus CBS 121593
Lineage: Eukaryota; Fungi; Ascomycota; Eurotiomycetes; Eurotiales; Aspergillaceae
Product: putative replication factor-a protein
Exons: 3
Coding region: 60-932 (290 amino acids)
Biological process (GO): nucleotide-excision repair; double-strand break repair via homologous recombination; DNA replication
Cellular component (GO): chromosome, telomeric region; nucleus; DNA replication factor A complex
Molecular function (GO): DNA binding
Source: RefSeq, a predicted model, not a curated record